Prionailurus viverrinus (fishing cat) is the source of this 2467-nucleotide messenger RNA. It is a transcript of the gene CA5B, whose product is annotated as carbonic anhydrase 5B. The transcript has 9 exons. The coding region runs from base 174 to 1127 and encodes 317 amino acids. NCBI's taxonomy places the organism in Eukaryota, Metazoa, Chordata, Mammalia, Carnivora, Felidae. The record is from RefSeq and is a predicted model, not a curated record. Gene Ontology annotation, molecular function: carbonate dehydratase activity; zinc ion binding. Gene Ontology annotation, cellular component: mitochondrion; cytoplasm.
CUAUGAUGGCCCCCCGCACUAGCGGCAGGUCCCGGGUCUAGAGCUAGCUGCCAAGGUUCGCGCUCUGGAGAAACGCUAAGGGCAUACUGCAAAAGACUGGCUUCCUUUGGAACUCAGGAGGUUAUUAGGUUCCUGCAUGUUAUUUCGGGCCUGAUCAACAUUUCAAGCUAAACAUGGUGGUGAUGAGUAUCCUCAGGGCCAUUCUGCAAGCCUCUCCAUGCAGGUCACCGUGGAGAAGAUUCCAGAUCCCCAGCUCCGUGCCGGCGAGGCCCUGCAGCCUCUACACCUGCACGUACAAAACCCGGAACCGAGCCUUGCACCCGCUCUGGGAGAGCGUGGACCUGGUCCCGGCGGGCGAGCGCCAGUCGCCCAUCAACAUCCGGUGGAGGGACAGUGUCUAUGAUCCUGGCUUAAAACCGCUCACCAUCUCUUAUGACCCGACCACCUGCCUCCACGUCUGGAAUAACGGGUACUCCUUCCUCGUGGAAUUUGAAGAUUCUACAGAUAAAUCAGUGAUCGAGGGAGGACCCCUGGAACACAAUUACCGACUGAAGCAAUUCCAUUUUCACUGGGGGGCCAUUGAUGCUUGGGGCUCCGAGCACACUGUGGACAGCAAAUGUUACCCGGCAGAGCUGCACUUGGUACAUUGGAAUGCAGUCAAAUUUGAAAACUUUGAGGAUGCAGCACUGGAAGAAAAUGGUUUGGCUGUGAUAGGAGUAUUUUUAAAGCUAGGAAAACAUCACAAAGAGCUGCAGAAAUUGGUGGAUACUUUGCCAUCAAUCAAGCAUAAGGACACCCUUGUGGAAUUUGGGUCAUUUGAUCCUUCCUGCCUGAUGCCCACCUGCCCAGAUUACUGGACCUACUCGGGGUCCCUGACUACCCCGCCCCUCUCUGAGUCUGUCACCUGGAUCAUUAAGAAGCAGCCCGUAGAGGUUGAUCACGAUCAGCUUGAGCAGUUUCGGACCCUGCUCUUCACUUCGGAGGGGGAGAAAGAGAAAAGAAUGGUGGACAAUUUCCGCCCCCUUCAGCCCCUAAUGAAUCGCACUGUCCGCUCUUCCUUCCGUCACGAUUAUGUACUGAAUAUACAAGCGAAACCCCAGCCUUCAACUAGCCAAGCAACUCCCUAAGACACUCAUAUCUAGGCAGUACUUUGCUUUAAUGAAUACAUACUAGCUUUUUAGAGAUUGUUGAUUGGACUGUUCUAAACGCCUACAUUUAAUAAUAAUUGUAGAUGCGCAUUUCUUGGUGUGGCAGUGCUCCUUCAGUCUCUGAAGAAAGCUCUUUGGUAAAGAAGUUCUUAACUUUUAUUGAUAAUGAUGUUUGACACUGACGUGGCAGUAAGAGACACAAGUUUGUCCUUCAGCAACCUGUUAGUAAUCGUAAUGUCUUUUUAUGUCCUAUAUUUCUGGGUUGUCUUAUGUUUAUUAGUUGUCUUUUUAUGUUUGUUAGUUAGUAACUCUAUAGAGUUGUAAGUAGUGAUGGUAAUCAAAAUAUUUAACACUGGUAAGGUGCAGACACUGACCAUCCAGAAUGCAGGCCUUUCAGAAAUGGCCCCAGCGCCCAAACUGGUACUUCCUGGCUAGCUGAACAUUGGCCAUGGUUUUAGGGAUAUUUUAUUUCAAAAUCUGAAUGUAUAUUCUUUUCUAAAGCCUUCUCAACAAGUAUAUUUGCCUGAUCUUUAGUUGUUAUCCCUAGUACAUGAUAUGCUUACUAUCAAUUUAUGACAUAGAAGAAAAUAUUUUGUAGUUCUAAGAAAAUAAGAAUUUACUUAUAACAGGGAAUCCUUUUGCACUUCUGAAGAUCAAAUAUUUUACCUCAAGACCUGAUCAUAUAGAAAGCAUAUACAGAGCAUUUUAAAGAAAAUGCUUGAAGUUCCUAAAAUUUAAAAUUCUUUCAUGCUUUAUUUACAGACAUCGUUUUCAAAAGACUAGUAAUAUAAUAGUCUAUAGUUUAUAGUGUUAUUUUGCAUUGUUUGUACACUGUUUCAUAGAAUAUAAUAUUUUCCACAAUGACAGAACUAUCAUGGCUUUCCUUGAGAACUGCCUGACCUUUAUUUCAUGAGUUGAGGUUCUGUGCAAGGCAGGUGCUCAACAUAAAUCUUCCAGUUAAUAUAAUGGUUUAAAUGACUUCUGCUACAGUAAUAAGGAGAGAAAAUUAACAGGCUAAAAUCUAGAGAAUUCUACGUAUUUGGGGGAAUCCAUGCCGUUGUUGCCUUUGCUUGUAAAUACCUUGGAAUGUUUCUAGUUGCCUAUAAGCCUGUGUUCAAACUCAAUAUUGAAUUUACUAGUGGUCUUUCUUUCAUUAGUAUGCUAGUCAUCUGAUCUGCAAGGUAGGGUUGGAUGAGUAGACUUGACACUACUAAACUAUACACUGAAAAAGUUUAAGAUGGUAAAUUUUAUGUGUAUCUUACCACAGUUAAAAAUAAAUAAUACAUUCAGUAGAAGAAAAAGAGGGUUGGAGUUGUAUA